Messenger RNA from Marmota monax (woodchuck), 1165 nucleotides. RefSeq names its product carbonic anhydrase 4 (gene Ca4). The record is from RefSeq and is a predicted model, not a curated record. The transcript has 8 exons. Gene Ontology annotation, cellular component: plasma membrane. Gene Ontology annotation, molecular function: zinc ion binding; carbonate dehydratase activity. Lineage: Eukaryota; Metazoa; Chordata; Mammalia; Rodentia; Sciuridae. The coding region runs from base 112 to 1044 and encodes 310 amino acids.
GGCUCAGCUAUAAAACCCUGGGCGGCAUGAUCGCGACACCCCCCGGACACACACACGCGGGAUCCUUGGUGCGCGAUCCCGGGCUUGGCAGCUUCUUUGCUCUGGCGCAUCAUGUGGCUGCUGCUUGGUUUCCUGGCCCUUGCCACUGCCGGGCCCUUGGCUUACGCAGAGUCACAUUGGUGCUACGAUGUUCAAGUCAACUGCUCUGCCAGCUGCCUUGGGCCCAACCAGUGGGGUGGAGACUGCCAGAAGAAUCACCAGUCCCCUGUCAACAUCGUCACCAGGAAGGCGGUGAACUACAACCUGGGACGCUUCUCUUUUUCUGGCUAUGAUAAAAAGCAAAAGUGGACAGUGGAAAAUAAUGGGCACACAGUGAUGGUGUCGCUGGGAAAUGAGUCCAGGAUUUCUGGAGGAGGCCUGGCUGCGCCGUACCGGGCCACGCAGUUUCACCUGCACUGGUCUAAGGAGCUAGACAGGGGCUCGGAGCACAGCCUCGACGGGGAACGCUUUGCGAUGGAGAUGCACAUAGUACAUGAGAAAGAGAGGGGGACAAGGAGCAAUGAGAAGGAUGGGCAGACUCCUAAAGACCAGACUGCCGUGCUGGCCUUCCUGGUGCAGGAGGGGAACAAAACAAACAAGGGUUUCCAGCCCCUGGUGGAGGCUCUGUCCCAUAUCCCCAAACCUGAGAUGAGCACCACGAUGAGGGAGAGCAGCCUGCUGGACCUGCUGCCUGAAGAGGAGAAGCUGAGGCGCUACUUCCGCUACCUGGGCUCGCUCACCACGCCAAGCUGCGCUGAGACUGUGGUCUGGACCGUGUUCGAGGAGUCCAUCCAGCUCCACAGGGACCAGAUCCUGGCAUUCUCCCAGAACUUGUACUACAACAAGGAGCAGACGCUGAAGAUGAGUGAGAAUGUCAGGCCCCUGCAGCGCCUGGGAGAUCGACAGGUGUUCAGGUCCCGGGCUCCAGGACAGCUGCUGGCCUUGCCCCUGCCCACCCUGUUGGUUCCCACACUGACCUGCCUGAUGGUUGGCUUCCUCUGGUAACAACUCGGUUCUGGACUUACGACCCCUAACCUUAACCUUUAGAGGACCUGACUUCCGUUCCUUAUGCUUCCCAGACUGGACUUUGAAGAUGAUUUAAAAUAUGGAUAUAUUUUUGGAGAAA